AUCUAUCUAUCUAUCUAUCUAUCUAUCUAUCUAUCAGCAGACAGAAUACACUCAGUCAAAUACAUCUGUACGAAAAUGAACAUCAUUGUGUUUCUGAGGAUCAUAAAGUACCUUAUCAUUGCUGCUCCGUCACAGAACUCAAUUCUCACUUUAACACUGAUUCUGAGCAGUGGACUAUGAAACAACAUAAACUGUUAUUAAUUUAUACUCCGAACUGGACUUCAUCUGAGGAUAUCAAAUGGACUCAGAAGGGCAGCAAUGCGCCUUUAACGUUACAGGAGAAUAAUCCAGAAGACGGCGGUAAUAACGCGUUUUGGAUGCAGGUUACCGUUAACCCUCAAGGAAUAAGAAGAAGCAAUGCGUCUUUGACUAUAGACAUAAUACGUAUAUUAUGUCUAUGACUUUGACCAGCAAUGCGCCUUUGACGCGUCUGUUUUGCUGCAGCUCACAUGAGUUGAGGAACUCGACGGGAACAUAAGAAAGUUUUGAAGACUUGUAUUUAAACAUCACAUUAAGGACUGAAGUCAGUUUCCCAUUAUGGGGAGCACAGAGAGCCAUGAGAGAUCUUCAUCUCCUGAUCCCAGCUGUGUGUCUCUGAAGAGUGACAGAUCAAUGCCUCUUCCUCCUAAAUUCAGUGAUGAUCCAGUGACCUCUGACCCCAGCAGAUCAGAUGAAGAGCGAAGCAUGUCUCGAGAAGUCUUCUGUCUAAAUACCACGAGCGUUACAGCGUCUCUGAAAAAACAUGAUCAACCAGAGAAUGAUGAACUGCAGAGAGCCAAAGACCAGCUCAAAACCAGCAUGAAGAACAAGUAUGAGAGAUUUUUUGAGGGACUGAAACCCCGGGAGAAUGAAAGCCUCCUGAACAGCAUGUACACACAGCUCUACAUCAUAGAGGGAGAGAGAGAAGGAGUGAAUGAAGAACAUGAGGUUUUACAGAUGGAGAAAACUCUCAGAACACAACACUCAAAAGACACUUUAAUCUGCUACAAUGACAUCUUUAAAGCCUCACAAGAAUUAGGAUGUGAAGCGAAAGAGCAGAUCAAGACUGUUCUCACUAAAGGCAUCGCUGGAAUCGGAAAAACAGUCUCUGUGCAGAAGUUCAUUCUGGACUGGGCUGAGGGAAAAGCCAAUCAGGAUGUAGAUUUCAUGUUUGUGCUUCCAUUUCGAGAGCUGAACAUGAUUCAAGAUCAUCAGUCCAGUCUUCACAGACUUCUGCUGGACUUUCAUCCUGAACUUCAAGAUCUGGACUCCAAGAUUUAUGAGAAGUGUAAAGUUGUGUUCAUAUUUGAUGGUCUGGAUGAAAGUAGAAUCACACUGAUGUUUUCAGAUGAUCAGAAAGUUUCUGAUGUAACAGACACUUCAUCAGUGGGUGUGUUGAUGUCAAAGCUCAUGAAAAGAGAGCUGCUUCCCUCUGCUCUCAUCUGGAUCACCUCCAGACCAGCAGCAGCCAAUCAGAUCCCCUCCAAAUACAUCAACCGUCUGACAGAAAUACAGGGAUUCAAUGAGCUUCAGAAGGAGGAGUAUUUCAGGAAGAGAAUCAGUGACGAGCAUAAAGCCAGCAAAAUCAUCUCACACAUCAGAAAAACAAGAAGCCUCCACAUCAUGUGCCACAUCCCCAUCUUCUGCUGGAUAUCAUCCACUGUGCUUCAGAAGCUCCUGGAAGAAGAUCUGAAUGCAGAAAUCCCUCAAACUCUGACUGAAAUGUACAUCCACUUCCUACUCACUCAGAUCGACAUGAGGAAGCAGAAAUAUAAAGAGAGAGAUCCAGAGAAAUUCCUACAGUCCAACAGAGAAGCGAUCAUGAAACUUGCUGAAGUGGCUUUCAAUCAGCUGAUGAAGGGCAAUGUGAUGUUCUAUGAGGAGGACCUGAUUGAGAGUGGCAUAGACCUCACUGACGCCUCAGUGUAUUCUGGGAUUUGCACUGAAAUCUUUAAGGAGGAACCUGUGAUAUAUCAGAGGAAAGUCUACAGCUUCAUUCAUCUGAGCGUUCAGGAGUUUCUCGCUGCUUUCUAUUUGUUUUACAUUUAUGUAAUGAAAAAUGUUGACACCCCAAAGUUUUUGGAUGUUGUUCAUAGUCUCCAUAGAGAAGCAAUAGAUAAAGCCAUUAAGAAUGAGAAUGGACGUCUGGAUCUGUUUCUGCAGCUCCUGCUGGGCGUCUCACUGGAGUCCAAUCAGAGACUCUUACAGGAUCUACUGGCACACACAGAGAAGAGCUCAGAGAGCAUCAGGAGAACCACACAGUACAUUAAAGAGAUGAUCAAAGAUGGACAUGGACUUUCCACUGAAAGAUCCAUCAAUCUGUUCCUCUGUCUGCUGGAAGUGAAAGAUCAGACUCUGUCCAGAGAGAUUCAGGAGUUUGUGAAAUCAGAAAAACUCUCAGAGAAGAAACUCUCUCCUGCUCACUGCUCAACAAUAUCCUACAUGCUUCAGAUGUCAGAAGAGCCAUUGGAAGAGCUGGACCUCAAGAAAUACAACACAUCAGCUGAGGGGAGAAGACGACUGAUACCAGCUGUGAUCAACUGCAGAAAAGCUCUAUUUUCUGGCUGGGAUCUCUCAGAUCAGCAUUGUGAAACUGUGUCAACAUCUCUAAAAUCCUCAAACGGUGUCCUAAGAGAGCUGGAUCUGAGUAACAAUGACCUGCAGGACUCUGGUGUAAAGUUUAUUUCUGAUGGACUGAAGAGUCAAAACUGUCAGCUGGAGAUACUGAGUCUUGCUGUCUGUAAUCUCACUGCUCAGUGUUGUGAGAGUUUGUCAUUAGCUCUACAAUCCUCAAACUGUGUCCUGAGAGAGCUGGAUCUAAGUAACAAUGACCUGCAGGACUCUGGUGUAAAGUUUAUUUCUGAUGGACUGAAGAUGUCAAACUGUCAGCUGGAGAUACUGAGGUUGUCGGGCUGUAUCGUGACAGAGGAAGGCUGUGGUUAUUUGUCUUCAGCUUUGAGUUCAAACCCCUCACACCUGAAAGAGCUGGAUCUGAGCUACAAUCACCCAGGACAAUCAGGAGUCCAGCUGCUCAGACACAAACUGGAGGAUCCAAACUAUAAACUGCAGAUACUAAAUGUGGAUCAUGGAGAAGAGAUGAGGAUGAGAGCAGGACCACGAAAAUAUGCCUGUUUUCUUACACUGGAUCCAAACACAGCACACCCUGAACUCAUUCUGUCUGAGAAGAACAGAAAGGUGACACAUGUGGGAGAGAAACAGCCGUAUCCUGAUCAUCCAGACAGAUUUGAUGUGUGUUCUCAGGUGUUGUGUAGAGAGAGUGUGUGUGGAUGCUCUUACUGGGAGAUUGAGUGGAGUGGAGGUGUGUGUAUAUCAGUGUCAUAUGAGAGCAUCAACAGGAAGGGAUCAAGUAAUGAGUCUGUGUUUGGACGUAAUGAUCAGUCCUGGGGUUUGAUCUGCUUUCCCUCCAGUUACUUAUUCAUACACAACAACAUAAAGAUUGAUCUCCCUGUAGAGUCCAUCAUCAGGAGAAUAGGAGUGUUUGUGGAUCACAGUGCAGGAACUCUGUCCUUCUACAGCGUCUCCAGAAACGAUAUGAACCUCAUCCACACAGUCCAGACCACAUUCACUCAGCCACUCUAUCCUGGGUUUUGGGUUUAUUAUUAUGGAUCAUCAGCAAAAUUGUGUUGAUGAAUCAGAAGAGACUGACGAGAGAUUCUACCCAUAAUGCUUUUUUUAGCUGCAUAAUAAAUCAGUGACAGUGAGAUGUUAUAGAGUAUCUUCUGUCACAGAAAUAAGUCAGAAUAAAUAUGUCAUAAAUCCUUAUAUAGACAGUGAGAUCAGUGUGUGUGUUUGUAUGUGAGAGACAGUGUGAGUGUGAGACUGUGUACAAACCCGAUUCCAAAAAAGUUGGGACACUUGUAAGUAAAAAAGUAAUGGAAUAAUUUACAAAUCUCAUAAACUUAUAUUCUUAUAUAAUAUUGUGAAUAACUUUAUUCACAAUAGAAUAAAUCUAACAUAUCAAAUGCUGAAAGUGAGACAUUUGAAAUGUCGUGCCAAAUAUUGGCUCAUUUUGGAUUUCAAGAGAGCUACACAUUUCAAAAAAGUUGGGACAGGUAGCAAUAAGAGGCUGGGAAAGUUAAAUUUACAUAUAAGGAACAGCUGGAGGACCAAUUUGCAACUUAUUAGGUCAACUGGGAACAU
This is a messenger RNA of Carassius auratus (goldfish), 4140 nucleotides long. Its product is annotated as NACHT, LRR and PYD domains-containing protein 3-like. The record is from RefSeq and is a predicted model, not a curated record. The transcript has 8 exons. Bases 538 to 3627 code for a protein of 1029 amino acids. Lineage: Eukaryota; Metazoa; Chordata; Actinopteri; Cypriniformes; Cyprinidae. Gene Ontology annotation, molecular function: protein binding.